AUCUAUUGUAGACCAGAACUUAAGGCUUACAAUAUUAAUUAUAGAUCUGGACUUAUGUCAGAGUGAACCUACCGUUCCUUCUUAUACUGUGUCAUUGGCGUCUCGCCGAGUUUCAAUAUUUGUAGAAUAUGUGCAUGAUGAGUGCCAGUAGUGCCACGUGUACUCGGCGAACCAAUUAGGGCGAGCACGUUAUCGUCGUCUAUAUGAUUUUUCAGUGACCGAUACGUUGCCGGUGAAGCUCCGGGUUUUUGUGAAUUUCUGCAUAGCAUAUCAUCCUUCGAUUCAUGAUGAAAUAUAAGCUCUAUGUCGCGCUGGUUCUCUUUUCCGUUUUAAGCUAUGUCACCUGUCAAUAUAGAACGAAAAACAACCAAGGAACCUCCUUGGCAGAGCGCGUGCAGCAACUGACUGAGAUGGCUAUGAAGAAAUCUGUAUUGAAAUUUAAUGGGUCGAAAUUUAAACAAUACAUUAAAGCUCCUCCAAGGAAUUAUUCUGUUAUAGUCAUGUUUACUGCUAUGGCGCCUCAGAGGCAAUGUCAAAUUUGCAGACAUGCUAACGAUGAAUUUACAAUAGUGGCUAAUUCCUUCCGAUAUUCUCCAUUGUAUUCUAACAAGUUGUUCUUUGCCUCUAUUGAUUUUGAUGAAGGAUCAGAUGUCUUUCGGUUGAUGAAAUUAAAUACUGCUCCAGUAUACAUGCAUUUCCCACCUAAAGGUAAACCAAAAGCUGCCGAUACUAUGGAUAUUCAACGAGUGGGGUUUGGUGCAGAAGCAAUAGCGAAAUGGAUUGGUGAACGUACAGAUAUUCAGAUCCGAGUAUUUAGACCACCAAAUUACUCUGGUACAGUAGGAUUAGGAAUGCUUGUGGUUAUUGUGGCAGGUGGCCUGUAUCUCAGACGUAACAACUUAGACUUUAUUUAUAACAAAAAUCUCUGGGGAUUCUGUGCUUUAUUCUUCGCCAUAAAUAUGACUUCUGGACAAAUGUGGAAUCAUAUCAGAGGACCACCUUUUAUUCAUAAAUCACCAAACGGCAAUGUAGCUUAUAUUCAUGGAUCUUCUCAAGGACAGUUCAUAGUUGAAACCUAUAUUGUCAUGGUUAUGAAUGGAGCAGUGGUAUUAGGAAUGAUCUUAAUGACUGAAGCUGCAGCUCGUAAAGGAGACGUUAAAAAACGCAAAAUACUAGCUGUGAUAGGUGCAGGAUUAGUCGCAAUUUUCUUUAGUCUCCUUCUAUCAAUAUUUAGGAACAAAGCUCAAGGCUAUCCAUAUAGUUUACUGUUCAAGUAAUUAAAUGGAUAUAUUCAUUUGAGCGAAGAAUUUUUGGCAGUUUGAUGUGAAAUACAAAGCUAGGAAGAUUUUUUUACAAAUAAAGGGUAAAGUUAUAUUGUUACAUAAAUGUUGUAUCAUGUUCAUUAUGUAUAUGUAACACAAAAGAAUUCAUACUUAAUAAUAUUGUAUAAUAAAACGGAAGUAGUACAUGGAAAUAUGUAUUUAAAUUAAGGAUAAAAUUCAUUGAACC
Messenger RNA from Solenopsis invicta (red fire ant), 1509 nucleotides. RefSeq names its product tumor suppressor candidate 3 (gene Ostgamma). NCBI's taxonomy places the organism in Eukaryota, Metazoa, Arthropoda, Insecta, Hymenoptera, Formicidae. The record is from RefSeq and is a predicted model, not a curated record. The transcript has 8 exons. Bases 285 to 1277 code for a protein of 330 amino acids. Gene Ontology annotation, cellular component: oligosaccharyltransferase complex.